Molecule: messenger RNA, 2988 nt
Organism: Arachis duranensis
Lineage: Eukaryota; Viridiplantae; Streptophyta; Magnoliopsida; Fabales; Fabaceae
Product: vacuolar sorting protein 39-like
Exons: 12
Coding region: 1-2988 (995 amino acids)
Biological process (GO): vesicle-mediated transport; autophagy; intracellular protein transport
Cellular component (GO): cytoplasm; membrane
Source: RefSeq, a predicted model, not a curated record
AUGGUGCACAAUGCCUACGAUAGCUUCGAGCUCCUCUAUGAUUGUGAUUCCAAGAUCGAAUCUGUCGAAUCCUAUGGCUCCAAAAUUCUCCUUGGUUGCUCUGACGGAUCUCUCCGAAUCUAUGCGCCACCACCGCCACCACCGAAGGAAGUUCGUAAAGAGUCUUAUACAUUGGAGAAAAACAUAAAAAGUUUUGCAAAACGGCCUGUGGUGGCAUUAGAAGUUGUAGAGUCCAAGGGGUUACUUUUUGCACUUUCUGAAUCCAUAGCCAUUCAUGGCCUCCCCAGUUUCGAAACUGUCGCCGUCAUCGGCAAGGCCAAGGGUGCCAAUCUCUUCUGUUGGGACGAUAGCAGAGGCUAUUUAGGCUUUGCGAGGCAAAAGCGAGUUUGUAUUUUCAAACAUGAUGGAGGUAAAGAAUUUGUAGAAGUGAAAGACCAUGGUGUUCCUGAUAUGGUAAAGUCCAUGUGCUGGGUUGGGGAGAAUAUAUGUUUGGGGAUUAGAAAAGAGUAUGUGAUUUUGAAUGCUAUGAAUGGCUCAUUAUCUGAGAUGUUUGCUUCUGGAAGACUAGCAUCGCCUUUAGUGGUUCCUCUUCCUUCUGGAGAACUUCUUCUUGGGAAGGACAACAUUGGAGUGUUGGUGGAUCAAAAUAGAAAACUUAUUCCAGAAGGUAGGAUUUGUUGGUCUGAAGCUCCAAUAGAAGUUGUAACUCAAAAGCCAUAUGCUAUUGCACUGCUACCUAGAUUUGUGGAGAUUCGAUCUUUACGGGGUCCAUAUGCACUAAUACAAACAGUAGUUCUUCGAAAUGUACGCCAUAUUCACCAAAGAAACAAUUAUGUGAUUCUUGCCUUAGAUAAUUCUGUUUAUGGUCUCUUCCCUGUUCCUCUUGGAGCACAGAUUGUUCAAUUAGCAGCAUCUGGCAACUUUGAAGAAGCCUUAUCCUUGUGCAACCUCCUUCCACCUGAAGAUUCAUGUCUUCGGACUUCAAAGGAGGCUUCAAUUCAUAUAAGAUAUGCCCACUUUCUCUUUGACAAUCAAAGUUAUGAAGAGGCAAUGGAACAUUUUCUGGAAUCUCAAGUAGAAAUAUCUUAUGUGCUUUCUUUGUAUCCAUCGAUUAUCCUUCCAAAGACAUCUAUUAUUCCUGAGCCAGAGAAGCUUAUUGACAUUUCUGGUGAUGAUUCAUAUCUUUCUAGAGGCUCUUCAGGAGUAUCAGAGGAUAACGAACAUUCUCCAACAUCUAAUACAUUAGAGUCUAACGAGAAUGCAGCAUUAGAGUUAAAAAAGAUGAGCUAUAACAUGCUAAUGGCUCUCAUAAAGUUUUUGCAAAAGAAGAGAAAUAAUGCUAUUGAAAAGGCCACUGCAGAGGGAACUGAGGAAGUUGUUUUGGAUGCAGUUGGAGAUAGCUUUACAUCCCAUAACAGUAAUAGAGUAAAGAAAACAAGCAAGGAGCGUACUACCAUACCUAUUAGUUCACAAGCCCGAGAGAUUGCUUCAAUUUUGGAUACUGCUCUGCUCCAAGCAUUCUUGCUUACUGGACAAUCUCUCAUGGCUGAAGAAUUACUGAAAGGUGUUAACUACUGUGAUUUGAAAAUAUGUGAAGAGAUACUACAAGAAGGGAACUAUCAUAUUGCUUUAUUAGAACUAUACAAGUGCAACUCAAUGCAUCGGGAAGCUCUUAAACUUGUUCACAAAUUGGUGGAAGCAUCUAGGACUUGUGAGUCUGAUAUUUCACAUAGGUUCAAGCCUGAGACCAUGAUUGAAUAUCUCAAGCCAUUGUGUGGAACAGAUCCUAUACUUGUUCUGGAGUUCUCAAUGCUAGUUCUUGAAAGCUGUCCUAACCAGACCAUUGAGCUUUUUCUAUCUGGAGAUAUCCCAGCAGAAAUGGUGAAUGCAUAUUUAAAGCAACAUGCUCCAAACAUGCAAGCCAUUUUUUUGGAGCUUAUGCAUGCAACACAUGAGGAUGCCAUAAUCGGAAAUUUACAAGAUGAACUGGUAAACAUAUAUCUUUCAGAAGUGCUUGACUGGUAUACAAACUUAACUUCUAAACAAAAAUGGGAUGAGAAAAUGCACUCCCCAAAAAGAAAAAAGUUAUUGUCUGCAUUAGAGAGUUUAUCAGGAUACCAACCAGAUGUUUUGCUAAAACGUCUUCCAUCAGAUGCUUUGUAUGAAGAGCGUGCAAUAUUGCUGGGAAAAAUGAAGCAACAUGAAUUAACAUUGUCUUUGUAUGUUCAUAAGCUUCAAGCUCCAGAACUUGCAUUAUCAUAUUGUGACCGGGUUCACGAGUCUAUACUUAACCCUUCUGUGAAAUCUCCUAGCAACAUAUACUUGAUGCUUCUGCAAAUAUAUUUGAAUCCACGAAGAUCAACGAAUAACUUUGAAAAGAAAAUUACAAAUCUAUUAGUCCCCAAGAAGCCAACAAUUUCAAGGACUAAUUCAAAAUUAACAAAGACAAGAAACCGAGGAUCAAAGAAAAUUGCUGCAAUAGAGAUUGCAGAGGAUACAAAGGCUAAUUUAAACAAGACUAAUAGUGGCAAAAGUGAUGUUGAUGAGGAUGAAUUCAUUGGGGAAGGAGAUACUUCUAUCAUGGUUGAUGAUGUCCUUCAUUUGUUGAGUCGUAGAUGGGAUAGAAUUAAUGGAGCCCUGGCCCUUAAACUUUUGCCAAAACAGACGAAACUCCAGAACUUGCUUCCGUUUCUUGGGCCCCUUCUGAGAAAAUCUAGUGAAGUAUAUCGUAAUUGCUCAGUUAUCAAGAGAUUGAGACAAAGUGAGAACCUACAGGUUAAAGAUGAACUCUAUGAGAAGAGAAAAGUAGUUUUGGAGAUAACUGGUGAUGACUUGUGUUCUUUGUGCCAAAAAAAAAUAGGGACAAGUGUUUUUGCAGUCUACCCAAAUGGAAAAACUCUAGUACACUUUGUAUGUUUUAAAGAUUCUCAAAGCAUGAAAGCUGUUCUAAAAGGUUCUCCAUUGAAGAAAAAUUUAAUUAGGUAUUGA